Molecule: messenger RNA, 2439 nt
Organism: Blepharisma stoltei
Lineage: Eukaryota; Ciliophora; Heterotrichea; Heterotrichida; Blepharismidae
Source: the annotation of a GenBank genome assembly
AUGAAUCCUUUAGAAAAUCAAAGCCUCAAUCUGGACGGAGAAGUCGUUUUUGCUGUAGAAAACGAUACUAUAAGAGCGAACAAACAGCUUUUGCUUUCAAAAAGCAGCUAUUUCCAAGAAAUCUUGAUCGGAUCUGAAAAUUAUGCUGAGGUAAGAGUCCUUCUUCCUGAAUGGGUGACUCCUCUUUCUCUAAACCUUUAUAUUUCCUAUCUUGACACAGGAAAAAUCCAGAAAACUGACCUAUUCAACGUCCAAAAGCUUCUUUGGCUUUCAGACUUCUUUAAAGACACAAAACUGCAAAUUUCAUUGAUAACUGAUAUUAUAUGCCCAGGACUAACUAAAGAAACAGUUUUAUUAUUCCUGCAAGACGCUUUCACAAAGAUUUCCACACCUCCUGUAGCAGAACAUUGAAAAAUCCUAUAUCAUGCGACGUUAGAUUAUUCAGCUAAAAAUUCAAGCUUUAUUUUUUCUAAAUUUCAGUCAGUCAUUGAGAAAAUGGAAGUUCCUUUACUCCCCUUGUUAGCGAGCAGAAAAACUUUGUUCGCUCAUGGAGGGUUCAAAAUUUAAAAAAUUCCAAUUCGUAAAAUUUGAGAAGUAAAAAUUAAUUUAAUUUUCAAAUUUAUGUUUCAAAAUGCAAGCUGUUUAAAAUAGAAUUAGCUAGAGAUUUCACUAUACUACUUAUAUAUCAAAAUAAUUUUUUACAAUUCAUUCACAGAGGAUAGGGUUUUUGACCAAAUGGUUUUGUUCGUUCAUAGAGAGGGAAGUUAGUAGAAGACUUAAUUGGAAGCUCAAUGGAACAAAAUUUAAUUGUGGCGAGCUCUGAUAACUCAUAUAUUAUUGAAAAAAUCAAAGAGCUGAAAGGUGCUUCGUCGCUGCUCGAUUUAUUAGAAAAAGAAGAAACAAAAAUAUUGAACUCUGAUGUCACUAAUAGGCAGCUGGAAGGUUUUACUUGAAAUAUCAUGCAUUUUGAGUCUGGAAAUUUCUAUAGAGAAUCUGAGCCUUUUGAGAUUAGCGGGCUGAGCUGGGUUUUGUGUAUAUGAAGCUUUGAGCAUGAAAAUAAAUUAGAAGUUUCUUUAAAACAUACAGAACUAAAAUCAAAUAAAGGCAUCACAAAAGAUUCUAUUGUGGUGAUUUCAUAUGCUGUACAAAUUAAUGAUGAAGAUCUGUCAGGAAAACAUCCAAAUUUAAUCCCAAUUCUUGCAGGCUCAAAUUCUCAAGAUAUAAUCAGAACUAUUUCACCUUUUAACCAGCAGAGUAUUUCUGAUUUAAAAAUAAAAAUUUUUGCAAAAGUUGAGUUUUUAUAUUCCUCAAUCCUACAGCAUUUGGCUAAAAAUCCAGAAUCUUCUCUAGAAAAUGAAAGCUUACUCCCCCCCAUCCUUGAUCGAACGAUUGACUGUAAAAAUUCUAAAAAAAUUGGGAAAUUAACCCCCAUCCUUGAUCGAACGAUGGCGAGUCGUUCGAUCAAGGACGGGGGGAGUUAGAAAAAUUUUCUCAAAGUAAUCUUGAGGUAAUUUUGAAGUACAAAUAUUUAAAUAUUCUUAGUUGCUAAAAUUUCUGAUCGGCUCCCACGAGCCAAAGAUGGAUUUCACGCGUGAAAAAUCCAGAAAUUCCACGUGAAAAAACCCAUUUUUGGCUCUUGGGAGCUGAUCGGAAAUUAUGCCAACAUAUUAUAUAAAAUCAGAAGACCAAGCUUUACACCUAGUCGGGAAAUGAUGUGAGCAAUGUCCUUUUGAGCUAUGUGAAGAAAACAUAUCCCCAAUCCUAAAAUGGCUACGAUGGGAUUUUAUUACUCUAAAUACAUUGCUUUCUUCUGUAAGACUAUACCCAAUAUUAAAAAGAUCCAAAACUUUUAAAGACAUUUUCAGGCACGAAAUAGAAGUCCGCAGCAAAUCUUUAAGAUCACGCCGUAAGCUCUAUUUAGCCUCCACAAGUGAGCCUAGAAAGUCAUAUAAAGCUCAUUUUAACAAAGAGCAGUUUAAUUCUAUGAAAGAAUAUAUAUUGGCUUUAUCUGAUAUUAUUUUUGAGCAAGAAAAUAAUAGCUUUCAAAAGGUAAAUUUUAGGUAGAAAGAUGAACAAAAAUUAGAAGAAUUAAAUAAACAGCUUAUGCAAAAAGAGCUGGAAAUAAAAGAUUUGAAAAAUAAAUUGACCAUUGCGCAGUCACAUCAUUCACAUUCAGUUUCAGUACCAAGCUUUAAUAUACAGAGCUCACCAUUUUUUGAGGAUAAAGAAGAUGCAAUGAGCAAUGAAAGCUCAAUGAAAUCAACGCCACAGCCAAAACCGUCAAUAGGAGGGCAUGACAGGUCGAGGAAUCUGUCUAUUGAUUCAAAAGCAGCGAUUAGUUUUGAAAGUAUUAUAAAGGCAAAAAAGUCAGGAAACGCACUGUCUUCAUUGAUGACGAAGCUUCAAGCGCGGAAAGGUUCUAAAAUUGCAAAUUUAUAA